AACUUAUUCGUUUUUGUAAUGGCGGCCAUCCCCAUUCUGCACAGGACGUUACGUUGCUUUAUAUGGCGAUUCCUGUUCCAUUUGGCUACGUGUGGACGGUUUACUGCUGUUGGAAGAAGUACCACGUAUUAGAGUUCAGAAGCAGAAUGUCAAGUUUUCCAAGAUAUUCGAGCUAAACUGUUUUGUGACUGGCCCAGGCACUGAUAAUGCCAAGCAGGUGGGAUCGAGUGAGAUGGCCAAGCACCUCCUGCACCUGGCUGAACAAGUUGCCUCGACAGGGAGAACCUAAACAUUGCUGAGUGUCUGGAGGUGGAGAAGGGCAGUGCUGGCAAUGUCCGGUCUAUGCCAGCUAUGCCCAUAAGGAAUAGAAACUUCCAGAUUAUUGGUGAGUGUGGUGGUGUUGCCAAGAUCAUCAACAAACUGAAUGGGCAGCCCUUCGAUGAGAAUGAUGAGCAGCUUUUUGAGGCCUUCACCAUCUUCUGUGGCUUAGGCAUCAACAACACACUCAUGUACAAUGAACUGGAGAAAGCCAUGGCCAGGCAGAAGGUGGCCAUUGAGGUGUUGUCAUAUCAUGCCACAGCUUCUGGUGAUGAGGUGGUUUGUCUUCAGCGUGAGGUCAUUCCAGACGCCAGCAAGUGGAAUCUCGGCUCCUUGACCUUCGAUGACUUCUCGCUGACUCAGGACCAGAUGACUCUGCUGCGCUGUCUCAUCACUGUCAAGAGGAACUAUCGGAACGUCACCUACCACAACUGGAGACAUGCCUUCAAUGUCGCCCACAACAUGUUUGCCAUCAUGAAGACGUGCAAUGUGAUGUCCAGCUUUGAGGAAGUGGAGUGUCUGGCGAUGUUUGUUGGGUGUCUGUGUCAUGACCUGGAUCACCGUGGCACCAAUAACUCAUUUCAGGAGAAGUAAG
Portunus trituberculatus (swimming crab) is the source of this 913-nucleotide messenger RNA. RefSeq names its product dual 3',5'-cyclic-AMP and -GMP phosphodiesterase 11A-like. The record is from RefSeq and is a predicted model, not a curated record. Gene Ontology annotation, biological process: signal transduction. The transcript has 9 exons. NCBI's taxonomy places the organism in Eukaryota, Metazoa, Arthropoda, Malacostraca, Decapoda, Portunidae. Bases 343 to 912 code for a protein of 189 amino acids. Gene Ontology annotation, molecular function: 3',5'-cyclic-nucleotide phosphodiesterase activity.